Molecule: messenger RNA, 1040 nt
Organism: Vitis riparia (riverbank grape)
Lineage: Eukaryota; Viridiplantae; Streptophyta; Magnoliopsida; Vitales; Vitaceae
Exons: 6
Coding region: 75-896 (273 amino acids)
Biological process (GO): translation
Cellular component (GO): ribosome; mitochondrial small ribosomal subunit
Molecular function (GO): small ribosomal subunit rRNA binding; structural constituent of ribosome
Source: RefSeq, a predicted model, not a curated record
CACUCAGUUUGAGUUCCUCACCGCGACAGCUCCUCCUCCUCCUCCAUCUUCUUCGCUCUUUGCCUCGGUCCGAAAUGAAGAUGUUUCGGGUUGCAAUACAGUCCUUUAACAGCUUAUCAUGCCGAAUUCAGCGGCCCCAGAUGAUCAGAAGUCUCUCUACAAGUCCAAUUUCAAAUAAUGAAAAUGAUGAUAACCAAAAAAAAAACUCAUUUGAGUCUGCUGAUGACUUUGAGCACCGGAUAUUUGCUGGGACUUCAGGGAGCAAUCCAAAUUCUGAUUCCUUCUACCAAAAGCUUGAUAGACUUGAAAAGGCUCAUGACAUAUAUCGUUUGGGUUCUAAACUGAAUGGAGGAAGUGGUUCACAGUUUUUGGAUGGUCUGGAUGAGAGUUUCAAUACAUUGUCGGAUGGGAUGGAUGGGAAAUUGAAGAAAGAGGCCACAUAUUUUGAAUUCAAUCCUGAUGAAAUAGAUCAAGAGGAUUAUGCUUUCAGACCAGAUGUGGCUUUUAAGCCUGGAAUGACUUACGAACCAAAGGACCUUGAUCUUACAAAACCAGGAAUACGCAAAUCUUACAAAAGGCCAGAGUUUGAAGUAACUACAGAGGAAGUUUUGAGAAAGGCAGAUUUCAGGAAUGUGAGAUUCCUUGCCCAUUUCAUAACGGAGGCUGGAAUUAUCAUCAAAAGGAGCAAGACUGGCAUUAGCGCCAAAGCCCAGAGGAAGGUUGCAAGGGAGAUCAAAACUGCCAGAGCUUUUGGUUUAAUGCCUUUCACAACAAUGGGGACAAAGGCAUUUGUUUUUGGAAAAACAAUGGAAGAUCUUGACGAGGACUUUGAGUAUUACAGAAGUGUGGAUCCAGAGGAAACUCAAGACCCUCUUGACCCCCCUCUUGAACCCUAGAUUUCUCAUUUUCAAGUUUUGCACAUUAUUUGCUUCCCCAGGAAGUGGAAUAUUUUAAAUUUUAGUGAAUGCUAUUGAUAAACAGCCCCUUAUUUCCAAUCAAGAUGGUAUGUAAUGAACUUUACAUUUCAUUUCUCAUCUCAA